Didymodactylos carnosus is the source of this 480-nucleotide messenger RNA. NCBI's taxonomy places the organism in Eukaryota, Metazoa, Rotifera, Eurotatoria, Philodinida, Philodinidae. The record is from the annotation of a GenBank genome assembly.
AUGACAUUCCAGUAUUCAAUAUUUGCUUACCCAAAGCCUCCUACUAAUCAAGUAAUGGAAGAGAACUACUCACGAUUUGUUAUAUUAACUACCACAAACAGUUAUAAUGACAGUAUAUCAUUUACUUCUAACGAUAAUGUCAAUAAUAUUAAUAAAAUAAUUUACAAUAUUUACAUUGUGUUUGGGUUUAUUUAUGGUCUACUUUUGAUCGAUCGUCUUGAGCAUAUUUUCAUUCAAACUUUUCGGAGAAAUAACAUUCAUCCACUACCAUCACCAUCUGCACUGUUUCAAUUAGUUGAACAGAAAUAUCCAAUGGUUACUAUACAAUUACCAAUGUUUAAUGAAACAGCAUUCUGUGCAUCAGCUAUUGAUUGCGCCUGUAAACUGGAUUGGCCGAAAACAUCACUGUUUAUUCAUGCACUUGACGAUUCGACAGACAAGAAAACAACGGAUCUAAUUGAUAAUCGAGUUAAUGAGUAG